This is a messenger RNA of Danaus plexippus (monarch butterfly), 2768 nucleotides long. It is a transcript of the gene Lim1, whose product is annotated as LIM/homeobox protein Lhx5. Gene Ontology annotation, molecular function: DNA-binding transcription factor activity, RNA polymerase II-specific; RNA polymerase II transcription regulatory region sequence-specific DNA binding. The coding region runs from base 253 to 1482 and encodes 409 amino acids. The transcript is spliced from 7 exons. The record is from RefSeq and is a predicted model, not a curated record. NCBI's taxonomy places the organism in Eukaryota, Metazoa, Arthropoda, Insecta, Lepidoptera, Nymphalidae. Gene Ontology annotation, cellular component: nucleus. Gene Ontology annotation, biological process: neuron differentiation; regulation of transcription by RNA polymerase II.
UGUUCCAUCAGUCUCGCCGGUAGUACGCGUCCGGCCGCCGCGCGUGUCAUACGCCUUGCGUGUUGGUGUGUCUUGUGCAGUGACGUGUGGUCACCGAAGUGGCGGGAUUCCUAGCCUCAGGACGGGGGGCACAUGCCCCCUUCCACCAGCACCACAUUGGUAAAAGUCAGUGUCCUGUGUCCAUUGAAUUUUGACUAUUCUUUACGUGUUUUUUUUUUCUCAUCUGAACAUUGAAUGUGAUUAACGUCUGCGAUGCCGACUUAUGGAGGACGUGGGGAAGCUGGCGGUGCGAUGGCCUGUGCUGGUUGCGAGAAGCCUAUCCUGGACAAGUUCCUCCUGCAUGUGUUGGAGCGCGCGUGGCACGCAGCCUGCGUCCGUUGCGCCGAUUGCAGGGCCCCACUGGCGGACAAGUGCUAUUCCAGGGACAAUAAACUGUUCUGUCGUAAUGACUUCUUCAGACGCUACGGCACUAAAUGCAGCGGCUGCGGCCACGGCAUAUCUCCAUCAGACUUGGUCCGGAAAGCGAGAGAGAAGGUCUUCCAUCUCAAUUGCUUCACCUGCCUCGUCUGCAGGAAGCAACUGUCCACUGGCGAGGAGCUUUACGUUCUGGAUGACAACAAGUUUAUAUGCAAAGAGGAUUACUUAGCUGGCAAGGCGCCGACGCAGCACCCGGAUUCCCUCCUCGGCUCAGGCUCUGACGAAGAGGAGGAAGAAGAAUCCCGUGCGGGGAACAACUCUAGCAGCCCCGCUCACGCUCCCCACCCAGCCUUGCACCCAGACCUCUCGCAUAACGGGGAUGCCAAACCUCAUGAGGACUCAGAGGACCAGUUCUUCUUCUUCCCAUCCCAGGGUUCGUUAGACGGUGAUCCGGAGACCAGGGAUUCACAAGCUGAGAACAAGUCACCAGACGACGGAAAUGGCGGCUCCAAGAGGAGAGGUCCAAGGACGACAAUAAAAGCCAAGCAGCUGGAGAUACUGAAAUCUGCCUUCUCACAGACACCGAAGCCAACGAGGCAUAUCCGGGAACAGCUGGCCAAGGAAACUGGAUUACCGAUGAGGGUCAUACAGGUUUGGUUUCAAAACAAGAGAUCAAAAGAGAGACGUUUGAAACAGUUGACAUCUAUGGGAAGGGGUCCAUUCUUUGGUUCCUCACGCAAGAUGCGUGGCUUCCCAAUGAAUCUGUCCCCCGGGGGACUGGAGGAGGGGCCUCCGGGGUUCCCAUACUUCGCGACAGCAGAUGGGAAGUUCGAGUUUGGAUAUGGCCCGCCGUUCCACCAUGAUGCUCCAUUCUUCCAUCCUCCACCGAACAUGCCCUUCAACCAGCCAGGUCGUUUCGCAGGUGGUAUGGAGUCGCUGCAGGGCGGCGAGUUCCCUGAACAGUUCCCCCCGCCCGAUCACCUAGUGUUGCCGCGACCCUCGUCCCCGGAGUUCACUUUCGGGGACGCCCCGCCUCCCCUACACCCCGAGGGGCUGGUCUGGUAGCUGAAGCCGGAGCCGCGAGACUACCACGACUGAUGCGGCUCGACGGGGUUUUAAGUGGACAAAGUGGCGUUGACAGUGACGUUCAAUGUGUCUCCAAGUUUAUAUGACAGUGACAUCUCUUUUUUUUCUGAUCGUAUAAUAAUUUUCAGCCGGAUACUUUGUUUAAUUUAAUCUUAUUAUGCAUAUAUUUUUAAAAACAGUGUAUUGAAUGUUUCAAAUAUUAACAUUGUUUAGUUAGUAGUUUCGAAAUAUAUGUGUAUGUAGCUGUGUGUAAAUAUUAUACGAGCUUCUUAACUGCUUGGUAUAUUGUUCAAACUUUUCUGACUGUUACUGAUUUAUAUAUUAUUUUCAGCGGUCGUUUUAACUUAGCUAAUAUAUUCCGAUCUUUGUUUUAAAUGUAUAAUUAAUAGAACAUAUAGUGUUUAAAUGUGAAUAGUGUACAGAUAUUGUGUUUAGUGAUUAUGAUAAGUUUAAUAAUAUUAAUUUAUUUACAGUUUAGAAAUUUGAAAAUAAAAAGCGAUAUUAUUUUGGUUCCUACUUUAAGAUAGAAAUUAAAGCAUUUUUAUUUCGUCUGUAUUUAUUGAUUAAUUUCUAUAUAAAAUAGCUCAUAAUUUAGGCAAUCGAAUACAUAUUAUGAUAGAUAAAAUACAAGUAGUUCUAUCUGUAAGUAAAUACAUGUAAAUAUUAUAUGGUGAAAUUUCAUUAAUAACAGUUUGUACUAAGUAUUAUAUUCAAUAAUAUACACCAUGGGUGAUUGCACUGUCUAUGAAUUAAACACAAAAUUCUGUUUACAGAAUCAUAAUUUUAUAUGUAAAGUAUAUCCUUUGUUUUUUUUUUUUUAUUAACAUAAAAUUAUAAAUGUAUUAAAUUCAAUAUGUAAAUCUAAAUUUAUAGCCGUUGUUAAGGACACAUAUUUUAUAUAGUACGUGUUGUAAUUACUUGAUCGGCAGAAUUAAUGUUUUAACGACGUAUUACUUUUAAUAUUUAUAAACAGUAUAUAUGUAGUUCCGACAAACCACUUACAAUAUAAAGUAGCAAAUCGAUGUUUAUCCCAAAAUCUAUUGAAAGAUAUAUAAAAAAAAAAAAAGUUACGAAAGUUUACUUGUAUUGUAUUAUAAAAUAUAAUUAUAGUAUUAAAUUAAUAGUUGAUGAAAGUUAAAUAUAACGGACACAGGAUGUAUGUACUUAAACUAAGUUAUGAUCGGUACAUACUAUUUAUUAUCUGUAUUUAGAGAUUAAAAUGUAAUGGAAUUGUCUGUAAGAAUAAAAUCUAUUCGAUGAAUUAA